Messenger RNA from Phragmites australis (common reed), 1456 nucleotides. Its product is annotated as pectate lyase-like. Bases 108 to 1454 code for a protein of 448 amino acids. The transcript has 3 exons. Gene Ontology annotation, molecular function: pectate lyase activity. NCBI's taxonomy places the organism in Eukaryota, Viridiplantae, Streptophyta, Magnoliopsida, Poales, Poaceae. The record is from RefSeq and is a predicted model, not a curated record.
AUACCUAGCAGUUGCUGCACGAAAAGAUAAAGGUAGGAGGAGGCGCAGUGGUGGCUCGUAUUGAUCAUUUGGGGAGGAGACGACCUUGAAGGUUAAUUUAGUUAACCAUGGAGGAGGGAUUUCAAUGGAGCAGGCCGGGCUCCUUCGUCCUGUUCGCCGUCUUCUUCCUGUCGGCGGCGGCCGUGUCGGAGGCCAACAUCGGCGAGUUCGACGAGCACUGGCAGAAACGCAAGCUCAUGGCAGACGCCGCCGCGCAGGCCACCUACAAGCCCGACCCGAUCGAGGAAACCAACCGCAUCAACCGCGCCGUCCACAGAUCGACCGCGAAGGAGGAGAGCAGUACGAGGCGGGAGAUGCUGGGGAAGAAGAAGAAGUUCAGGGGGGCGUGCAAGGCGACGAACCCGAUCGACCGGUGCUGGCGGUGCCGCAAGGACUGGGCGACGGACCGGAAGCGGCUGGCGCGGUGCGCGCAGGGGUUCGGGCGGAACACCACCGGCGGGCUGGCCGGCAAGUUCUACGUGGUGACGGACGGCACCGACGACGACGUGGUGAACCCGCGCCCCGGCACGCUCCGGUGGGCCGUGAUCCAGAAGGAGCCGCUGUGGAUCACCUUCGCUAAGACUAUGAUCAUAACGCUCAAGGAGGAGCUCAUCAUCGGCAGCGACAAGACCAUCGACGGCCGCGGCGCGCAGGUGCGCAUCGCCAACGGCGCGCAGCUGACGGUGCAGUUCGCCAACAACGUCAUCAUCCACAACAUCCACAUCAAUGACAUCGUCUCCUCCAACAAGAACGGUGGCUAUAUCCGGGACUCGCCGGACCACUUCGGUUGGCGCACAGUAUCCGACGGAGACGGCAUCACCGUCUUCGGAUCCACCAACGUGUGGCUGGACCACAUCUCCCUCUCCAACUGCCAGGACGGCCUCAUCGACGUCAUCGCCAAGUCCACCGGCGUCACCAUCUCCAACUGCCACAUGACCAACCACAACGACGUCAUGCUCUUCGGCUCCAGCGACAGCAGGCCCGAAGACCAGAUCAUGCAGAUCACCGUCGCCUUCAACCACUUCGGCAGAGGACUCGUGCAGAGAAUGCCAAGAUGCCGGUGGGGAUUCUUCCACGUGGUGAACAACGACUACACCCACUGGCUCAUGUACGCCAUCGGCGGCAGCAAGAGCCCGACCAUCAUCAGCCAGGGCAACCGGUACAUCGCCCCGCCGAACCUCGCGGCGAAGCAGGUCACCAAGCAGCAUGACGCGCCGGAGUCGGAGUGGAAGAACUGGGUGUGGCACUCGCAGGACGACCUCUUCAUGGAUGGCGCCUACUUCACCGUUACCGGCGGCGACAUCAACAGACAGUUCAACAAGAAGGACCUCAUCAAGCCCAAGCCCGGGUCCUACGUCACCAGGCUCGCGCGCUUCGCCGGCUCCAUCCCCUGCAGGCCCGGCAAGCCCUGCUAGAG